Molecule: messenger RNA, 837 nt
Organism: Nicotiana tabacum (common tobacco)
Lineage: Eukaryota; Viridiplantae; Streptophyta; Magnoliopsida; Solanales; Solanaceae
Source: RefSeq, a predicted model, not a curated record
AUGGAAUGUAUAACAACUGUCACUUAUUCCUUAACACUGAAUGAAGGUCUCACUAAGCCCUUCAAAGGCCAAAGAGGAAUAAAGCAAGGUGACCCUAUGUCACCUUACCUGUUUGUGCUUGCCAUGAAAUAUUUACAGAGGGAAUUUGAUCAGUUGGCUUUGAACAAAGAGUUUCACUUCCAUCCUAGAUGCAAAAAGUUGGGAGUGAUCCAUGAUUACAGGAAAAAUGCAGACAAGAGCUCUAUUUACCUUGCUGGCAUUUCUGCAAAUCUGAAGGAGGACAUCUUGCAGGAUUUGGGUUAUAAUGAGGGCACAUUGCCAUUCAAAUAUCUGGGUGUGCCACUAGCAUCAACGAAGCUAUUGCAGCUCAUAAAAUCAGUGAUCUUUGGUGUACAGUCAUACUGGGCAAAUAUUUUUCUAUUGCCAAAGAAGGUGUUGAAUAUGAUUGAAGCCACAUGCAGGACAUUCCUAUGGACAAGUAAAGCAGAUAUCUCUAGGAAAGAAUUGGUGUCUUGGGAGAAGAUAUGCAUGCCACAAGCAGCUGGAGGACUGAAUGUUAUAUAUUUGUAUAACUGGAAUAAAGCAACAAUGAAAAAACACUUAUGGGAUAUCACAAAGAAGAAGGAUUUUCUUUCGAUCAGGUGGAUCCAUGCUUACUACAUCAAGAACCAGACUAUCGAUACUAUGUCUAUACAUAAGAAUGCAGCCUGGGUAGUGAGGAAAAUCCUUGAGCUCAGGAAGCUUAUCCUUUAUCUACCUACCAUGCAGCGUGACCUGACUUCAAGACUGAGGAAAUUGCAGAGUACUGAUGGAAGAUUCAGCAUCAAGAAGCUAUAA